CACAUCUCAUUCCGUAGCCAUGUCUGCUGAGACUACUAAUGUUGUAUCUGUACCUACUGCUGAAGAUAAUCAGCAACAUGAGAAAAUAGUAAAGGAAGAAGCACAUGCAGCUGAACAAGGUGAUGCUCCUCCAUCCAAGACCGACGCUGAAAAGCACGAGAAGGAAAUUUGUGAAGCAGAAAAGACUGAAGGUGUAGAGAUUUCUAGCACUAAAUCUGAAGAAACACCGGUGGUCAACCAGGCCGAACCUCCUCUGGUUAUUGAGGUUGAGAAGGCUGAUCAUGUUCCUGUCCAAAACAUCGAAGCUAAUCACCAGUGUCAACCAACUGAACCAGUUGCAAAUGUGCCAGAGGAGGAGAAGCCAUCAGUUAAAGCUGUUGAAAAGGAGGAGGAAAUAGCAAUUGAAGCAGUUGAGGAGGUGGAGAAGACACAAACUAUUGAAACAAUUGAGAAUGAAGAAGCAGAGAAGGCACAGACUACUGAAGAAGUUGCUGAGAAUGAACCAGAGAAGACAGAAGCUAUUGAAGAUGACAAGAAUAAACCAGUGGAAGUAAUAGCAAUUGAAACGGUUGACAAAGAAGCAGACAAUACACCUGCAGAUGAAGUAGCACUUGAAGCUGUUGAAAAUGAGCAAGAAAUACAAGCUAGGGAAGCAAGUGAGAAUAACGAAGUGAAGAACAUGGCAAUUGAAGCAGUUGAGAAGGAAUUAGAAACAAAGGCUACUGAAGCAUGCGAGGAUAAAGCAGUAGAGAAAAUAGCGAUUGAAGCAGAUGAACCAGAAACACAAGCUACUGAAGUAUGCGAGGAUAAAGCAGUGGAGGAAACAACAAUUGAAGCAGUUGAGAAAGAAGCAGAGAAGACACAAAUAAGUGAAGCAGAUGAGAAUAAACAAGAGGAGACACCUGCUAUUGAAGAACAGAUGGAUGAGAGUACAAAAGUGGGAACUUUAGAGUCUAAUACAUCAAGUGAAAUAGUCAAGCCUGCUGAAGAAAAUGUUGAGGGUGAGAAGGAGACUACUGCUGCUUGCGAGUCAACAAAGAAUGAGGAACCUCAACUGGUGGAGAAAGAAGCAGGUGUGGUUGAUAAUGUCAAGGACGAGACGGUGCAGUGUGAAAAAGCUGCAGAGAAGGUUGAAGAAAGUGUGAAAGUAGCACAAGUAACUAAGGAGAGUGAUCAGAAAACUGAAGAAACAUCAGUUGAAAACGAAGUAAAAUCCAAGGAUGGUACUAAUGAGCUCAAAAAUGAAACAGAUCAGGUUAUUGAAAAAUCAGUAGAGGGGGAGCAGAAGAGUGAUAGAGAUUUGGUUGAGGGAUUAGUCAAAGAAGAUGAGUAUAAGGACAUUAAGGUGAACGGAGAAGCUAAAAACGAGACGAAAACUGAUGUAGCCCAAAAUGUUGAGUCAUGCAAAGAUGGUGAUCUUGAGACUCAAAAAUCCAAAGACCAAGUACAAGUUGUUUCAGCUAAACCAGCACAGAAGCCAUCAGGCAAUAUCAUAUCAAAGGUGAAGCAGUCUUUAGUGAAGGUGAAGAAAGCUAUAAUUGGGAAGUCUCCCAGCUCAAAAGUCCUUACACCAGAAAUCAAAGGAGAUCAGGAAAAUGUGAAAUAAUUCUCUUAGUGGUUGAUUGGAUUGGUGUACCACAUUUGGUGAAGACAGGAGGCCAAGAACCAUGUUUCUACUUGUUUUUGUGUGGGAUUUUUCAAGAUUUUGUUUGAUUAAUUCUUUCAUGUUAGGGCCAAGUAGUAAUUACUUGUGUUUGUUUUGGGUGA
Molecule: messenger RNA, 1767 nt
Organism: Argentina anserina (silverweed cinquefoil)
Lineage: Eukaryota; Viridiplantae; Streptophyta; Magnoliopsida; Rosales; Rosaceae
Exons: 2
Coding region: 20-1606 (528 amino acids)
Source: RefSeq, a predicted model, not a curated record